This is a messenger RNA of Seminavis robusta, 2623 nucleotides long. The record is from the annotation of a GenBank genome assembly. Lineage: Eukaryota; Bacillariophyta; Bacillariophyceae; Naviculales; Naviculaceae.
UGACGAUGCUAAAACGCAAGGCACAAACUUUUUUGUAGUUGGAGAAAGCAAAGAAGUUACCAAGAAAGACCCAACAACCCGCAAUUGUCCUAAUAUCAAUUAGUUGAGUGAGUCGAGUCUAUUAUUAUUGUGAUCUACAUGUACCCCAAGCAUCAUGCCUCCUCCUUCGAACCUCAAGCCUGUCCAGCAACAAUUGUUCACGGACAAUGGAGCUCCUCGUCCCUCCGCCGAGAAGAAGACGCACAUUGAAGUCUGUGCUCGGAUAAGGCCGUUGCAGAUCACCAUGCAGAGUUCGUCGAGUUACUUCAACGACCAUCAUGCGUCUCCGCGCAAACCUCCCGUUCCAAGCACCCGUAGAGCUGGUGGAAUUCCCACCCCCAAAGCCUCAGCCAAGGGUAACAAGACGCCCCAAAAGUCUCCCGCACCGAUUGCGGAAGAAGAUCUCUUUUAUGCCUGGGACGUGAUUGGAAAAGACACUGCCUCGCAAAGCCCUCGAACGGAUAUCGUGCAGGGGAGGACGCAUCAAUACACGCUCGAUAAGGUCUAUGGACCUACUUGUUCCACCAAAGAAGUCUACGCUCAAUCGGUCAAGCCAUUGGUAAUGUCCGCCAUGGAAGGAUACCACAGUGCUGUUCUAGCCUACGGUCAAACGUCCACUGGCAAAACAUUCAGCAUGACAGGAACACCCACUUCUCCUGGAAUCGUUCCUCUUUCCAUUCAUCAAUGCUUCCAAUGCCUCGAAAAGGACCGGGAAUACCUCAUUCGAGUAAGUUAUCUAGAAGUCUACAAGGAACAAAUUAGGGACCUAUUGGCCGAUGGAGCCAGUCAAAUUCGACUCUUUGAUCAUCGGGAACAAGGACUCAUCAUCAAGGGAUUACGAGAAGAGGUUGUGACGUGUCCCAAGCAAAUCUUUGAAAUACUCGCUAAGGGAGAAAAAAGACGCAAAAUUGGUGCCACCAACAUGAAUCAACAUUCCUCACGAUCCCAUGUCAUGGUGCGAUUGUGGAUUGAAAGUCGGGCCGUGGGGAAUAGUCGACGCGGUGGUUUUGGCGGCAACAAUAAUAACAAUAACAACAACAACAAGACGGCCGUGCGAGUGUCCUCCUUGAGUUUGGUCGAUUUGGCGGGAAGUGAAUCCGUCAAACUCCACGGUGCCAAUGAAGCACGAAGACAGGAAGGACAUUACAUUAACAAGUCCUUGAUGGCUCUUGGAAAGGUGGUGUACGCACUCAGCGAAAUGGGAAAGCAAAAAAAUAGCGGCAAGAACGCAUCGCAGCAGCAUAUCCCCUACCGUGAUUCCAAAUUGACGCGAUUGCUACAACCCAGUUUGUCGGGAAAUGCUCAGAUGGUGCUGAUUUGUUGCAUUUCGCCACUGGCAUUGCACAUCGAAGAGAGCCACAACACGUUCAAAUUUGCUGCCCGUGCCAAGAAGGUACCACAGAAAGCUACCAUUCAAGAAUCGAUGGAUGAAAAGACAUUGUUGCAAACCUACCGUGAGGAAAUUGAAGCACUCAAACAACAACUCAAAGAUGCCAAGACACAACAAGUCGUCCUCUUGGAAGAGCAGCAACAGCAGCAAGAAGAACCCGUGGAGGAUGACAUGGACGACGAAGUGGAGGAACUGAAAAUGGCAAUCCGCAAUAUGGAACAUUUGAUUCUCAAAAGCAAAGCGGCGACGACUCCCCCGAGCAGUGCAGUCAGCCGAAAAACCGCGCCCGAGGAGGACCUGUUGGAUGCCGAUAGUGAUGAGGAUGAAGGCGACGAAGCAGCUCUGUUGGCGUUGAUGACAGAAACGCAGAAGUCGUCUGGAGCCACGAGGAUACCAGGUGGAACUCCAAGUACACCCGUGACACCCGUAGCAGCCCCAGCAGAAGAUACCUCGAGCGACAUGUACGCGGAACUUCAUCGUAUUCAGGGACUGUUGGGGUCUGUCCUCAAAAAGCGCAGUCGAGGAACAAAGUCACCCUCACCCUCACCCUCCGCUGCCACCAGCAACAACAACACCCCCGCCGCAGUAGCACCGCUACCCGAAAUUAGUAGCCCCCAGCCCCAGGAUACGGCGGAAGUGAACAUUUUACGCGCUCAACUGGAGCAACAAGAAACGGCCAGCUCGUUGCGCGCGGCUGAUGCAACAUUUCUGACCAAACAACUCGAGGAAAAGGACAAUCUGCUGAUGGAAGUGUCCAAGAUUCUGGAACAAGUGGAACAACGUCAAGUGGAGCUCGAGGCCGAGAAUUCGGACUUGAAGAAGCAACUGCAUGCCCUCAAGACUGGGACUCCCUACAAUCCCGUCAACAUACUGAGGAACGGGAAUGUGGAGAUCUAGAAUUCAAUGGGUGGUGGGGACCAAACCAGCUUCAAUCGACGGGGGAUGCGACGACGAAUCCAGCAGCCAUAGGUGUCAUUUCUACGAUUGGAGAGUCUCGUUGUUGCAAAAAACGAUGUACCAUGUUGUAACCGCCCAUGAUGGAAUUGAUUUCAUGGGAUUGGGAAACAAAAUGGUACUGUUCUGAAAGGAGUCGACUGUGUGCAGGGUCAUGAUGCGGAAAUUCAAUCCUGCAAACAGACCUCCUUUCAGCUAGCUAAUAGAAACAAUAUUCAAGUUAAGAUCUUUUCAUGCUUC